Messenger RNA from Pocillopora damicornis (cauliflower coral), 2898 nucleotides. Its product is annotated as methylenetetrahydrofolate reductase (NADPH). The record is from RefSeq and is a predicted model, not a curated record. Gene Ontology annotation, biological process: tetrahydrofolate interconversion. Gene Ontology annotation, cellular component: cytosol. Gene Ontology annotation, molecular function: FAD binding; methylenetetrahydrofolate reductase [NAD(P)H] activity. NCBI's taxonomy places the organism in Eukaryota, Metazoa, Cnidaria, Anthozoa, Scleractinia, Pocilloporidae.
UUAUUGAGCAACUACACACUUUCCUGCGCAAGUUAACUCUGGAAAUUCUAAAAGGAUUUAGACAAGAACAAACUUGAUCCGAAUACUGCAUAAAAAAGGGCUGUGUGAAUAUGUUAUGAGCCACUAUUAGCCUAAGAGUGAGAAAAUCAUGUCACAACAGGCGAGUGAAAGGGAAUCAAAGCCUGAAAAACUUAUUGACACUAUCAGGCAUAAAAUAGAGAAGAAUGAACAGUUCUUUUCCUUGGAGUUUUAUCCACCAAAGACCUUCAAUGGAGCAACCAACCUUAUGGCAAUACUUGGAAGAUUACAUGAACAGUGUACUCCUCUCUUUUGUGACAUCACUUGGAAACCAUCUCAAGACCCUAUGUCAGACAAGUGUCAGUCAGAGCCUAGCACACUGUUAGUUUCUGCGGCAAUGAUUGAUGUAUAUGGACAAAAUAUUAUGAUUCACAUCCCAUCAGGAAACACAACAAGAAGUCAGGUGUUGGAGCAUCUUAAUCGAGCUAAAAAUCUUGGUAUUAAAAGUGUUCUUGCAGUGAGAGGAGCAGAUGAAAGCUAUGGUGAAGCCAUGACACCAAAAGAAGAUGGAUUCGACUACACUGUGGACCUGGUUAAAUUUAUCAAAAGUGAAUUUGGGGACCACUUCACAAUAGGAGUGGUAGGUUAUUUGAUGGCCUCCUCUGACGUUCACAGUUAUGAAGAAGACUUAAAACAUCUUAAAGCCGAGGUUGAUGCCGGUGCAGACCUUAUCAUUACACAAAUGUUCUUUGAAGUUAAAACUUUCCUUAAGUUUGUUGACGAUUGCCAGAGAUAUGGAAUCAAUGUUCCCAUUAUACCUGCCCUUUUUCCAAUACAGAACUUUAACUCAUUGCGGCAACUGAAACGGCAAUCCCGCGUAGAGAUACCACAGUGGCUGUUGGACAAACUGGCUCCAAUGAAAGAUGACACCACUGCUGUCAUGAAUUACGGCAUCAAAUACUCCACAGAAAUGUGUAAGCAGCUGUUUGAAAGCGGCCACGUCCAUGGUGUACAUUUCUAUACAUUGAACAGGGAGACCUCCAUCACAGAAAUUCUAGAAAAGAUUGGAAUGUCGCAUAAGGAGGACGAACUGGAUUCCGUUUCUAUGCGGAGACUGCCUUGGAUGCCGAGCCCCGCCCAAGCAAGGAGGGGCCAAAUGGAGCUAGUUCGUCCGAUUUUUUGGACCUCAAGACCUCGCAGUUACAUGAUCCGUACUUCAAACUGGGAUGAGUUCCCGAACGGGAGGUGGGGAGAUUCUAGCGCAGCGUCAUUUGGAGAAUUAAAGGAUUAUCAUUUGGUGCUGCUGGGUACAAACAAGAGUAAAGAGGAACUGUUGAACAUGUGGGGACGCGAGUUGAACAGCCCUGAGGACGUGUUUGAAGUGUUUGUGUGCUAUUUGAAUGGAAAUGAAAACAGGCAUGGGUACAAGGUGGCAUCAGAAACAUUGCCUUUUGUCGAUAAACUCGCCCAUAUCAACAGACACGGAAUACUCACGAUCAACAGCCAGCCAAACGUGAAUGGUGCACCUUCCACAGACCCUGUGUCGGGAUGGGGGCGUCCGGGCGGAUACGUUUUUCAAAAGGCUUAUUUGGAGUUCUUUACCAGUGAAGAAAUAGCAAUGUGCCUUCAUGAAGUCCUUCAAGACUAUCCUACCGUUAAUUAUCACAUUGUGAACUUCUCGGGAAAGGAAGACGUGACAAAUGCGAAUGUGUACUCUUCCAAUGCUGUUACUUGGGGCGUGUUUCCAGGAUCAGAGAUUCUUCAACCGACUGUAGUGGAUCCUAUUGCUUUCCAGUUUUGGAAGGACGAGGCGUUUGCUCUCUGGAAGCAUCAGUGGGGACAUAUUUAUCCCGAUAAAUCUCGUUCACGUGGGAUAAUCGACACCAUUCAUGAUACUUAUUAUCUUAUUAACCUGGUGGACAAUGAUUAUGUGGCUGGAAAUAUCUUAUUUGAUAUUCUGGACAUCGUGUUGAAAAAACUGGGCAAAAUAUGAUAUACUGCUGUACACUGGUGGGAUCGCAAAAUUAGUACGAUUUGUCGUUUUUGCCUCGUUCAAUAGCAAGAUGAGGUUGUUGGGAAGUUCUUUUUUUUCAUGAUUAUGAUGCAAUGACAUAUGAUCGACUUUUGACGUCAAAAAUUUAUAAACCUCUUACUAACCGAGUUCGAGGUCUGUACUCUAAGUUACGGACCACGUCACACGCGGGUCAUAAAAUCCGAGCGGAAAGAACGAGGUGAUAUGUGGUGGUUUGCGCUUUGAACAGAGACAUAAAUGUUGAUCUCGAUCUUGCAGGAUCCUUACAUUUGACUGACAUGGGACGAUUAGUAACAAAUUAGGAAGAUUAGUAGCAGUCUCCUUUUCGGUAAAGUCCUUCGCGCGUGUCAAAAAUAAUCAGCCCAGAUAGAGAAAUGAUGUUAGUACGCCGCGCAGAACUUUGAAAGUGAGCUGCACUAAAAGUAGCACUCUCCGAGUUCUGCGCGGCGCGCUAACAUCAAUUUUUUUCAUCGCUGACUUUUUUUGUUUCGACUCGCACGACGGACUUCGCCGAAAAGACGUACCGCUUGUAUUGUACAAAUUAAGAACAGGAAAUGCUAUGUGAUCUUCAUUGAAAAUUAAGCUAAUUUUUACUGGAGGAUCGUUUCAUGAAAGCAUCGUGAGAAAUUCACUCGUUAAUUUUUCAAAAGCAACAUUCAUUCAUUUCUUAAAAAAAUAUUACUUACACAUGAAAGCGUGAAAUGCUAGGCUGAUUGUAAAAAGAGUAAAUGGAAAUUACCUUCAGAAACACCUUCACAAACAUCUAAUAUAUAUCCGGUUAUUGGUAAAAUGAUAAGAUGAUCAUGAACAUACUUGAAGAUUAUUGAAAUAAAGAGGUUCUAAAAUAA